AUGCCUCACCACCACCCAGGAACCUGGGCCAGCAAGAGCGAACUCGACCCCACCAACCUCCCUUGGGCAGUCACAGCUCAUCUCCUCGCCAUCAACAAUGACCAACUGCACCGCGUUACCAACCACCCCUUCCUCGAGCGUGCCGCAAAGGGUACCCUACCAAAAUCUUUGAUCGCUCAGUGGCUUGCAAACGAUAGGCAAUACCUUCAAGGUUACCUCUCUACUAUUAAGCACACCCUGAACCUUGUUCGCAGUACACAUAGAUCAACAACUGCACCUGGUGACGAGCCAGACAUUCCAACACGAUUUAUUGCGUGGUUAGAGUCUGCCAUCAAGAACGGAGAGAGGGAGUUACGAUUCUUCCAAGAAGUUGCUGAAAUCUACAAAAUCGACCUCCCAGCUACACCACUUCAAGAGAACGUAAAGUCAGAAGGCCUUCGUCGCUACGAAGCGCUGUUCGCCAGUGUCGCUUCUCAACAGCCAAACACAUUCAUACCUUGGCUCGAAGGUGCCAUCUUGCUAUGGUCAACCGAGAAGGUAUACUACGAGGCCUGGUCCUGGGCUCGCCGACAAGACGCUCAGUCUUCUCCUCGAAAUUACGACAACGACCAGGAUGGCGGUGCGAUGCGAAGAGAAUUCAUUCCCAACUGGUCGAACCGCGACUUCCUCAUGUUCGUCGAGCAGCUUGAGCGCAUCGUCAAUGAAGGAGUAAGCGACGCCGUUGAUCGAGACGAUGGAAGAUGGGCAGAGGUCAAGGCUAGGGUUGACCCUAUUUGGAGAGCGCUGCUCGAUGCUGAGGAGGCGUUCUGGCCGGAUGUACCCAGCAGCCACGGCAGUCUGAUUGAACCUGGUGUUCAACGGGGUGUCGAUGGCAAGAUGGAUGGAACCACUCUUCGUAGUACUGGAGACAACGAAAUACUGAACCACAAUCAGGGGCUUGGACGCCGCGAAAAUACUGCGAAAAAGUUCGAGAACAUCGCAUCGCCAAUUGCAACACCACCAACCAACACAAUAAUCGCCAUGGCUCUCGUGCAGACCGAUCCCGACGCGUAUGUGAUCAAGCCAGCGGCGGCUGCGCCUGCCAUCGACACCAGCGACUGGCCCUUGCUGCUCAAGAACUACAGCGACCUGCUCGUUCGCACAUCGCACUACACUCCCAUCCCCAACGGUUGCGCGCCGCUAUCGCGAGACCUCAAGUCGUACAUUAGCUCUGGUGUCAUCAACCUCGACAAGCCGUCCAACCCAUCCUCUCACGAAGUCGUGUCAUGGAUCAAGCGCAUGCUGAGAGUCGAGAAGACUGGUCACAGCGGUACUCUCGACCCCAAGGUCACUGGUUGCCUCAUCGUCUGCAUUGAUCGUGCCACCCGUCUCGUCAAGUCCCAGCAGGGAGCCGGAAAGGAGUACGUUUGCGUCAUUCGCAUGCACGACAAGCUUCCUGGAGGCGAGGCGCAGUUUGCGCGUGCCCUUGAGACGCUCACCGGAGCUCUGUUCCAGCGUCCCCCGCUCAUUUCCGCCGUCAAGCGUCAACUCCGUAUCCGAACUAUCCACGAGAGCAAGCUUUACGAGUUUGACAAUGAGAGGCAGCUCGGUGUCUUCUGGGUCAGCUGCGAGGCCGGAACCUACAUCCGUACUCUUUGCGUGCAUCUUGGUCUUUUGCUCGGUGUUGGCGCUCACAUGCAGGAGCUGCGCCGUGUCAGGUCUGGAGCUAUGGACGAGACCAAGGACCUGGUCACUCUGCAUGACGUUCUCGAUGCCCAGUGGCUGCACGACAACAAUCGCGACGAGGCCUACCUUCGCAAGGUCAUCGCACCUCUCGAGAGUCUUCUGAUGAGCUACAAGCGUAUCGUCGUCAAGGACAGCUCUGUCAACGCUAUCUGCUACGGUGCUAAGCUCAUGCUUCCCGGUCUGCUGCGUUUCGAGAAGGGUAUUGAGAUCCACGAGGAGGUUGUCCUCAUGACCACCAAGGGUGAGGCUAUUGCGCUCGCAUACGCGCAGAUGUCUGCCGUUGAGAUGUCAUCAUGCGACCACGGUGUCGUUGCGAAGAUCAAGCGUGUGAUCAUGGAGCGCGACCUUUACCCCAGGAGGUGGGGUAUGGGCCCAGUCGCCACCGAGAAGAAGAAGAUGAAGGAGGCUGGCACUCUCGACAAAUUCGGCCGCCCCAAUGACAAGACUCCCGCUAAGUGGAACACCGAGUACAAGGACUUCAACAGGAACGACGUCGAUGGCGCUUCCGCACCUGUCGCUGAGACCACCUCCACGUCCGAGGUCCUCGCCGCUCCUGCUGUCCCCGCAACUGGUCUCGCACCUGCCGAAGAGGCUGAGGCGGAAGCCGAGGUCGCCGACAAGAAGAGCAAGAAGCGCAAGAGCCGUGGUGACGGCGACGACGAGGGUGAUGAAGACAAGGCCGAGCGCAAGCGCAAGAAGAAGGAGGAGAAGGCUGCGAAGAAGGCCGCUAAGGCCGAGAAGAAGGACAAGAAGAAGAGCAAGGGUGAUUCUGACAGCGACUCCGACUAA
This is a messenger RNA of Alternaria burnsii, 2514 nucleotides long. RefSeq names its product rrna pseudouridine synthase. Gene Ontology annotation, molecular function: pseudouridine synthase activity; RNA binding. Gene Ontology annotation, cellular component: box H/ACA snoRNP complex. The record is from RefSeq and is a predicted model, not a curated record. The transcript has 5 exons. Bases 1 to 2514 code for a protein of 837 amino acids. Gene Ontology annotation, biological process: rRNA pseudouridine synthesis; box H/ACA sno(s)RNA 3'-end processing; snRNA pseudouridine synthesis. NCBI's taxonomy places the organism in Eukaryota, Fungi, Ascomycota, Dothideomycetes, Pleosporales, Pleosporaceae.